AUGAGUACCCAUAACGAUGAGGAUAUUAGUGGUAUAGAACGGGGUGAUGCCGUAAGGCUUGUCGACCUACGAGACUACCCUGGGCUCGACGGCCAAACAGGAAGAGUAGUCAGGUUCGAUCAAUUGACUCAGAGAUACGAUGUAAGACUCGACGAAACUAACGUUACGAAGAGAGUUCGAGGCUCCAACCUACGACGACUCCUCACAGGCUGUGUUGUCGAACUCCAAGGCCUCAUUGCCGCCUAUAAGCUCAAUGGAAGUAUCGGUGAGUGUAAGGACUUCGACAAGCAGCUCCAGCGUUACGUUGUUCUGUUAGAUGGUGACGUUACUAAGAAGGUUAAGCCUGAGAACGUUAAGGUAUUGACGAGCUAUCGUAACAGUCGAAUCGUCCCGACUCUACAGCAAAUACGGAGCGUAAGAGAUAAUCGGGCAUCUGUGUCGCUGUCGUAUCUCGAACAAUGGCAGCUUUGCCCAAUGCCGUGUGUGCUUUCGAUCAAGCAUCUCACCAAUUGGGAGGAUAUGCGAGGGCGGAAGGAAAAGGACCAAUACUUGGCGAAGAAAUUGUGCUCUGCCUCGUCCCUUUCAAAGGAUUUCGUGGACUCUAACGUCUUCUACGUCUCGUACCCUCGAACGCAGCUCAACCCCGAUCCUUUGUAUAUGCCUGAUGUCCAGCCGGAAACCAACAGUAUUUCUGAUGCCGAGUCGAUCAGUGGUAAUGUAUUCGACGAGGAUGCCCCACUGCUCCUCGAGGAUCGUUCGUCUCAUAAGAGGAAGCGGUCUGAUCGGGUAAUAGAUGGUGAGAAGAGAUCGCGGACUAGGGACAAUGACAGAGUGUCUCGGCACGGUAGGGGGGUCUCAGCUGACAAUGAUAAAGAUACUCGCCCUCUUUCUGCUGCUUUACCUCUGCUGGCUUCCCUAGGUCGGUGGUGUGAGAAGUCUAAGGAUGUAUCUCCCGAUAUCCGCCGACGGACGUACUUCAUGGUGCCUGGACACCUGACGAAGUUCCAGUCGAUGAAAGGGCCGAGAGAGGCCGGUGCUAACGGAAUACCCACGUAUAUUGCCCUCUGCCAUGCAAUGGUUCUAGUAACAGAUUCCUCAGAGGAUGUAGACUUGACUGGACCUCAGCGUGUUGAAGUACUUGCGGCCCAUGCUAUGAACAAGACAGUGUAUGUGCUCGACUCAAAGAAGGGGCUGAGAAAACUUCCUAACAAGAGCUCCAAUGGCCUCCUAUCUGACCGGAUUCACCGUAUUGUCAUGCAUAAGCCAAUCGAUGGGCUCGUGGAUGAGACCGACGGUAGUGGCGACAAAAUUCGUGAAUUUACCGAAGCCCUGGAUCCCAAUGGGGACGUCAAGUGGGGAAAGAAGGCUCAUAAAGGGUACUCGAUAUAA
Molecule: messenger RNA, 1389 nt
Organism: Perkinsus marinus ATCC 50983
Lineage: Eukaryota; Perkinsozoa; Perkinsida; Perkinsidae
Exons: 14
Coding region: 1-1389 (462 amino acids)
Source: RefSeq, a predicted model, not a curated record